Molecule: messenger RNA, 2985 nt
Organism: Peromyscus maniculatus bairdii (prairie deer mouse)
Lineage: Eukaryota; Metazoa; Chordata; Mammalia; Rodentia; Cricetidae
Source: RefSeq, a predicted model, not a curated record
CCGGCACCCUAAGGAGCGGGUUGAGCUGCGGGGACGCAACUGGAUUAGGUUCAGCCAUGGACCGGAAGGUGGCCCGGGAAUUCCGACACAAGGUGGAUUUUCUAAUUGAAAAUGACGCAGAGAAGGACUAUCUUUAUGAUGUGCUGCGGAUGUACCACCAGACCAUGGAUGUGGCCGUGCUCGUGGGAGACCUGAAGCUGGUCAUCAAUGAGCCCAGCCGUCUGCCCCUGUUCGAUGCCAUCCGGCCCCUGAUCCCACUGAAGCACCAGGUGGAGUAUGACCAGCUGACACCCCGACGCUCCAGGAAGCUGAAGGAGGUACGUCUGGACCGUCUGCACCCAGAAGGCCUCGGCCUCAGCGUGCGUGGAGGCCUGGAAUUUGGCUGUGGACUCUUCAUCUCCCACCUCAUCAAAGGUGGUCAGGCAGACAGUGUGGGGCUGCAGGUAGGGGACGAGAUUGUCCGGAUCAAUGGCUAUUCCAUCUCCUCCUGUACCCACGAGGAAGUCAUCAACCUGAUCCGCACCAAGAAGACUGUGUCCAUCAAAGUGAGACACAUCGGCCUGAUCCCUGUGAAGAGCUCUCCCGAGGAGCCUCUCAAGUGGCAGUAUGUGGAUCAAUUUGUGUCAGAGUCUGGGGGUGUGCGAGGUGGCGUGGGCUCUCCUGGCAAUCGAACAACCAAGGAGAAGAAGGUGUUCAUCAGUCUAGUGGGCUCCCGGGGCCUGGGCUGCAGCAUCUCCAGUGGCCCCGUCCAGAAGCCUGGCAUCUUCAUCAGCCAUGUGAAGCCCGGCUCCCUGUCUGCAGAGGUGGGCUUAGAGACAGGAGACCAGAUUGUGGAAGUCAAUGGCAUCGACUUCUCCAACCUGGACCACAAGGAGGCCGUGAAUGUCCUGAAGAGUAGCCGCAGCCUGACCAUCUCCAUCGUAGCUGGAGCUGGCCGGGAGCUGUUCAUGACAGACCGGGAACGGCUGGAGGAGGUACGGCAGCGUGAGCUGCAACGGCAGGAGCUCCUCAUGCAGAAGCGGCUGGCAAUGGAGUCCAACAAGAUCCUCCAGGAGCAGCAGGAGAUGGAGCGCCAGAGGAGAAAGGAAAUCGCCCAGAAGGCCGCUGAGGAAAACGAGAGAUACCGGAAGGAGAUGGAGGAGAUCGUGGAGGAGGAAGAGAAGUUUAAGAAGCAGUGGGAAGAGGACUGGGGCUCGAAGGAACAGCUCAUCCUGCCGAAAACCGUCAGCGCAGAGGUGCAUCCGGUGCCCCUCCGCAAGCCCAAGUCCUUUGGGUGGUUUUACCGUUACGAUGGCAAAUUCCCGACCAUCCGGAAGAAAGGAAAAGAGAAGAAGAAAGCCAAGUAUGACAGCCUGCAGGACUUGAGGAAAAACAAGAAGGAACUGGAGUUUGAGCAAAAGCUGUACAAAGAGAAGGAAGAGAUGCUGGAGAAGGAGAAACAGCUGAAGAUCAACCGGCUGGCCCAGGAGGUGUCUGAGACUGAGCGGGAGGACUUUGAGGAAUCGGAAAAGACUCAGUAUUGGGUGGAGAGGCUCUGUCAGACCCGCCUCCAGCAGAUUUCCUCUGCCGAGAAUGAGAUUGCUGAGAUGACCACAGGGCCCCCACCUCCCCCACCUUCUGUGUCUCCUCUGGCCCCACCCUUGAGACGCUUCGCCGGUGGGCUCCACCUCCACACCACUGACUUGGAUGACAUCCCUCUGGACAUGUUCUACUAUCCUCCCAAGACUCCCUCGGCCUUGCCUGUGAUGCCCCACCCUCCACCCAUCAACCCACCUGCCAAGGUCCCUGCCCCUCCUGUCCUUCCCUCACCAGGCCACAUGAGCGCCUCGUCCUCACCUUGGGUGCAGCGCACUCCACCCCCGAUCCCCAUUCCUCCCCCUCCAUCCAUUCCCACUCAAGACCUCACUCCUACUCGCCCACUGCCCUCAGCACUAGAAGAGGCCUUGGGCAACCACCCCUUCCGCACUGGGGACCCAGGCCACCCAGCCGCCGACUGGGAGGCAAGCACCCACAGUGGGAAGCCCACCAGCUCCCCCAGCCCUGAGCGGAGCUUCCCACCCACCCCAAAGACAUUCUGCCCAAGCCCACAGCCUCCACGAGGCCCUGGCGUGUCCACCAUCUCCAAACCUGUCAUGGUCCACCAGGAACCCAACUUCAUCUACAGGCCAGCUGUGAAAUCUGAGGUCCUGCCGCAGGAGAUGCUGAAGAGGAUGGUGGUGUAUCAGACAGCUUUCAGACAAGACUUCAGAAAAUAUGAAGAAGGCUUUGACCCCUACUCCAUGUUCUCACCAGAGCAGAUUGCGGGGAAGGAUGUCCGGCUUCUGCGCAUCAAGAAGGAGGGGUCUUUAGACUUGGCCUUGGAGGGUGGAGUGGACUCCCCCGUGGGGAAGGUGGUCGUCUCUGCUGUGUAUGAAGGCGGAGCUGCUGAACGCCAUGGUGGCGUUGUGAAAGGGGACGAGAUCAUGGCCAUCAAUGGCAAGAUUGUGACGGACUAUACCCUGGCUGAGGCUGAGGCUGCCCUGCAGAAGGCCUGGAAUCAGGGCGGGGACUGGAUAGACCUUGUGGUUGCUGUUUGUCCCCCCAAGGAAUACGACGAUGAGCUGACCUUCUUUUAAAGUCCGGAGAGAGAAGCCAGCCAGACUCCAUCCUGGAGUCCGGUAAGCUCUGCACCUAGCCCCUGAACUCAGCCUGAGAAACAGUCACCAGGUGUAGAGAGGUCUCCCUGAAACCGUGCCCCAGACAAAGAAUGCAAAUGGCCUGGUCCCUCCUCCAAGGCGGCCAAGAAGUGGACCAAAAAGCAGCUGCCCUUCUGGAGGCGCCCUGCAGGAUUCCAGGUCCCAUUUCCCACUUCCUCCAGCUCUAAGUGGCCCCUCCCAGCUCUGGAGCAUUCCUUCCUUGAGACCUAGGAGCCGCCAGCUCCUGCCGCUCUCUCCCACCCUCUUCUGAUCACGGCUGAAAACCUGACUGAGCUCACUAAUAAACAAG